AUGUCCGCGCCUGCCGUGAGGAUCUUUUCGAAGCGCGUCGUGCACUGCACCCUACCCCAGCGACCAUUGCUUCGGACUCGCGGCCCACCACUUCGGGCACACUGCCAGAAAGGCCUCUACCAUACUGACCAGCGAGGUCCACCACGACUGCCGCGCGUAACACGUGGAAACAGCCCAAAGCGCUCGGCGAUCGGCCCUCGGACCUUCCUGAUCGCAGCUGUCGUCUCUUUCGCAGUCGCAUAUGGUACGCUAAGCUGGAACACUAGCAAGGACGACAGGCAGCAAGAUACAGAAGAGCUCCAGUCAAUCGCGCUCAGUGCGCAGGACAUCCUCAGCCUCGAUCUUGUCAUGGCGCCACAACAAUUACCCGGCAGACCCGGGAACCUGACUCCAGACCAGGAAGCAAAGCUGAAAGAGAUGUGGGCGCAAACACUGGAUCUCUUUGGCGUGUCAGACGAGCACGAACACACAAAUGGAGUGGCCCCGUCUUCAGCAUCCAUCUCCAAUGACAGCCCGGAAAAGAAGAAGAAAAAAGGUCUGAUGGGCAGGUUCAAGAAAGACAAAGCAGACAAGGAUGGCGAUGCGGCUGUGGGUGGGGUCGACAAUGACAAGCACGGCCAGGUGAAGGAGUAUGAGCAGGCCCUGUCGAGCAUGACACCUGAGUACAUACGGGAGGCAUUCUGGGGGAUGUCCAAGCAUGACCACCCUGAUGCGUUACUGCUGCGCUUCCUGCGAGCGCGGAAGUGGGACGUGCAUGCGGCGCAGGUUAUGGCGCUUUCCACCUUACAUUGGAGGCUGAAGGAUAUGCAUGUGGAUGAUGAUAUCAUGAUCAAGGGCGAGGAGGGUGCUUUCAAGGAGUCAAAGAGCUCCAAUGCUGCAGAGAAGAAGGAAGGCGAAGACUUCUUGGCACAACUCCGACUGGGCAAGUCGUUCUUGCAUGGUCUGGACAAGGAUGGCAGGCCUUGUUGCUACGUACGAGUACGACUACAUCACGGCGGCGAACAGAGCGAGAAGGCCUUGGAACGGUUCACAGUAUACACGAUAGAAACAGCCCGAAUGAUGCUGCGGCCCCCAAUCGAUACGGCUACGGUUGUGUUCGACAUGACUGGGUUUAGCAUGGCAAACAUGGACUACACCCCCGUCAAGUUCAUGAUCAAGUGCUUCGAAGCGAAUUACCCAGAGUCCCUCGGCAGUGUCCUGGUCUACAAAUCACCUUGGAUCUUCUCGGGCAUCUGGAAGAUCAUUAAGGGCUGGCUCGACCCGGUCGUGGCAGGAAAGGUACAUUUCGUCAGCAACGUGCAGGAGCUUGAAGCAUUUGUCCCGCGGACACAGAUACCCAAGGAGCUGGACGGUGAUGAGGCUUGGCAGUGGUCGUAUGUGGAGCCGACAGAGGGCGAGAAUGCGAUUAUGGAGAAGACGCAAGAACGGGAUCAAAUACUUUCCGAACGCAAAGAGCUUGUCGAGAGCUACGAAAGCGAGACGUUGGCGUGGGUCAACGGCGAGAGUGGAGAGGGUAGACAUCGCAUCGCGCAGCGGAUGGCAGAGAACUACUGGAAGCUCGAUCCCUACAUCAGGGCACGAUCGCAGUACGACCGCACAGGCGAGAUUGGACAGGACGGUAGAGGAACACUGAACUUUUACCCAAAAGCAGCAGCGGCUACAGCAGGAUCAAACGAUGAUCUCGAUUAA
Fulvia fulva is the source of this 1689-nucleotide messenger RNA. RefSeq names its product CRAL-TRIO domain-containing protein. The record is from RefSeq and is a predicted model, not a curated record. The transcript is spliced from 2 exons. The coding region runs from base 1 to 1689 and encodes 562 amino acids. Lineage: Eukaryota; Fungi; Ascomycota; Dothideomycetes; Mycosphaerellales; Mycosphaerellaceae.